Molecule: messenger RNA, 981 nt
Organism: Penicillium mononematosum
Lineage: Eukaryota; Fungi; Ascomycota; Eurotiomycetes; Eurotiales; Aspergillaceae
Exons: 3
Coding region: 1-981 (326 amino acids)
Source: RefSeq, a predicted model, not a curated record
AUGACAGGCAUGCCAUUUAAAAUCUUCUUCUUAACAUUUCUUCUCAAUUAUGUGUACUGCCUCGAGGUCGCCCCGGACUCUGGCUGUUCUGAUCUAUGCGUCGACAUAAUUGGUCCUGCGACAAACAUUUCCAGUCCGUUCGCUUCCGGCACAUUCCCAACAGACCUAGUAUGCGAAGAUUCUCAGAUAAAUGGCACUGACGUUGCGGCCGUGGGGCGUAAAUGGCAGCAAUGCGUGUCAUGUGAGGCGAGCAGCGAUACCUCCUCAUCUGGAAUAAACAACGACAACGAGACGGAUGUCUUCUGGUUUAUCUUUAAUGUUCGCUAUAAUUUUGACUGGUGUGUGUUCGGAUAUCCCAGCAACAAUGAGACAACGACAGCCGCGAAGGCCUGUGGGCAAAUAUGCGACGCGAUUCUCGACCCUAUGACCAACAAACUCUUUACCGAGUCGCAGAGCAAUCGUUACGAAUACUGCACGCGUAAUGACGGCGCGUUCACGGACCACGCGACGAGUUGCCAACAGUGUCUCGAGAAAGUGGAAGGUGCCUCAAUUCUAGCGAAUUACAUCAAGGCCCUUCAGAUUGUCUGUGAACAGCGACCGGCAAUGGGUAAACCGCUGGAACUUGGGUUCAACAUUUUUGCGACUAGCUCCUCCACGUCCGUAACGACUAGUGCGACCAUCAGUACAGCUAGUGCUGCGAAGACAGAUUCCAACCAGUACGAAAGUAACAGUCGCGUCAAAAUUGGAGUCGGUGUCGGAGUUGGAGUCGGAGGUGCCAUCUUGCUGACGGCCGUGGGGCUCUUUCUCUGGAGACGUCGAAAAGUCACUAGCAAUAUUAAUUCUGGUCAACGGAUCAAAUCUUACAUCAUACCCGAACAACGUCAAUGCGAAGAGCUGGAGGUACCCGAGCGCAAGGGAUUUGUGGUCGAGCUCGGGCCUGGAGGAAAACAUCAUGAUUCACACGAGUUGGAAGCGCGGUGA